AGCACAGACCACCACCACCACAGAAUCCACCCGCCCGCUCGAAAUUUUUAACAAAAGACCAUCGCGACCUUGACGGCUUCUUCCCCUCUCACCUGCUAGCUUGUCCGUCCUCUCAGCAUCAAGCCCAUCACCGAGGUAUGUGAAACUACGACGCCGGAGAAUGUCCUCGACAACAGGAUAAUGCCCUUCGCAAAGGCCCAGGAAAGCAAUCAGCUCGCGAUGGUGAAAAGUCGACGACCACUGAUACGCUUCUCCUCGUCGGCAACUGAGCGGGCAGAACCCUUGGGACACCUUCACUGCGUUGUUCCAGAGGGCACUCUCCAUGCUCACGGGGCCUCGAAGGCUAACAUGCAUGGAUCUGGCAGAUACCUCUGAUCCCAUUCCCGAUUUGAGAAUCUCCUCAAAUAAACCGUCAAGAUGGUCCGCACUUCCGUUCUCCACGAUGCCCUCAACAGCAUCAACAACGCCGAGAAGGCCGGCAAGCGCCAGGUCUUGAUCCGCCCUUCUUCCAAGGUCAUCAUCAAGUUCCUCCAGGUCAUGCAGAAGCACGGCUACAUCGGCGAGUUCGAGGAGGUCGAUGACCACCGCUCCGGCAAGAUCGUUGUCCAGCUCAACGGCCGCAUGAACAAGUGCGGUGUCAUCUCUCCCCGCUACAACGUCCGCCUCGCUGAGCUCGAGAAGUGGGUUGUCAAGCUCCUUCCCGCCCGUCAGUUCGGCUACGUCAUCCUUACCACCUCUGCUGGUAUCAUGGACCACGAGGAGGCCCGUCGCAAGCACGUCUCCGGCAAGAUCAUCGGCUUCUUCUACUAAGCGGAUGUUUCUCGCUAAAAGUCGGGAAUGAGGAGGAUCUCUAGCAAGCCAUGCUUUGGGUGUUGGGGAAGUCGAUGGGAGGAUGAUACCUCUGUCUGGUUUCUGCAAGUAAUGUUGCAGCAUAUAACCCACCUCAAAAAUUGAAGAGCUGGUUCCUCCACCAA
Messenger RNA from Neurospora hispaniola, 974 nucleotides. RefSeq names its product 40S ribosomal protein S22. Gene Ontology annotation, cellular component: cytosolic small ribosomal subunit; ribosome. The record is from RefSeq and is a predicted model, not a curated record. The transcript is spliced from 2 exons. The coding region runs from base 418 to 810 and encodes 130 amino acids. Gene Ontology annotation, molecular function: structural constituent of ribosome. NCBI's taxonomy places the organism in Eukaryota, Fungi, Ascomycota, Sordariomycetes, Sordariales, Sordariaceae. Gene Ontology annotation, biological process: translation.